AUGUCCAGUCCUAAGCGAAGAAUCGAGACAGAUGAUGUAUGCCCGCCAGUUCCCCUCCUCUCUCCCGACCUGAUCACACUCUACGGCACCAAAGACCAUGAACUCGACCCACGAUGUUUGAUUGUUGGAACAUGUCUGAUGAUAGGGAGUACUAUGGCCUCACGGACAACUUGCUCAAAUGCUAAUCGAACACUAGUGCAAGAAUUCUAUGUGCGCUUCAAGGGUCCCGAAGAGACACCAUUUCAAGGUGGUCAUUGGAAAAUCCACGUCGAGUUGCCCGAUCAGUACCCAUACAAGAGCCCCAGCAUAGGAUUCGUCAAUCGCAUUUUCCAUCCUAAUAUUGAUGAGCUGUCCGGCUCUGUCUGUCUCGAUGUCAUCAACCAAACAUGGUCACCCAUGUACGACAUGAUCAACAUCUUCGAAGUCUUUCUGCCUCAACUACUCCGCUACCCUAAUCCCUCCGAUCCUCUCAACGGCGAAGCUGCGGCAUUGAUGAUGCGGGAACCAAAGGGCUACGAGGCGAAGGUGAAGGAAUACGUCGCCAAAUACGCUAGCAAGGAAGCCGUUGACGAAGCAGGCGAAGAUACUGAGUCCGAGGACGAGCUCAGUUCCGCGGGCAGCUACGAUUCUGGUGGCGAAGAGCCCGCCGGCGCAAUGGACGAUGUCUAA
This is a messenger RNA of Penicillium maclennaniae, 669 nucleotides long. Its product is annotated as E2 ubiquitin-conjugating protein UBC8. Gene Ontology annotation, biological process: protein polyubiquitination; ubiquitin-dependent protein catabolic process. The transcript has 7 exons. Lineage: Eukaryota; Fungi; Ascomycota; Eurotiomycetes; Eurotiales; Aspergillaceae. The coding region runs from base 1 to 669 and encodes 222 amino acids. Gene Ontology annotation, molecular function: ubiquitin conjugating enzyme activity. Gene Ontology annotation, cellular component: nucleus. The record is from RefSeq and is a predicted model, not a curated record.